ACUCGACUAAACUCCGAGAAUCUUGGGCAAGUGAUUUUAUGCUUAUUAUAAACUUUGGCCUUCAAAAUCAGCCCCCCCCCAGUGAAUGUGACAAAUGAAGCUAGCCUCAUGAAACAAACUACUCACUUCUCUCUCCUACCCAUCAAGUCCACAUAUUGCCAAAAUACAUUCACAUGUCUGUUUUCUUGUGGAAAAUGAUAAAUUUGCUCCACUUUUGCUUACAGUUGGAUCUCCACCAACUACUCCCUACUACUACCACUAUCCUCCUCUAUCCACACUCCAAAAAUUCAUCUUCAUCUACAUGGUAAUGCUCUGUGAGUCAUUCAUUGAAGCCAACCACCAUUCAUAGGGGAAAGUUAUGUGCAAGUUUGUUUCUCAUCUCCCAAAUUUCCCUGCCAUGAACCUAAUGGUUCUCUUCUUUUUGUCUGCUCUGUUCACAAUGGCAUUUUCUUUGAAACCUGAGCCAGCCAAAAAUAAUGCCCAGAUCACUGUAAUGGGUCUUGUUUAUUGUGACAUUUGCUCCAACAACAGCUUCUCUAGACACAGCUACUUCUUACCAGGUGCAGAAGUUCAAAUAUCCUGCAACUUCAAGGCAUUUGUUCCAAAAACAAGAGAACGAGUGUCAUUCUCAGUUAACAGGACUACAGAUAAACAUGGAGUUUACAGGCUUGAAAUACCAGCAGUUGAUGGGAUCAAAUGUGCAGAGGCUGUGUUUGCAUCAUCUUGCCAGGCAAGCCUAGUUGGAAGCUCAUCUAUUUCAUGCAACAUUCCUGGUUACAAAAGCACAACAGACCAGAUAGCUAUCAAAUCCAGACACCGCAAUCUCUGCAUCUACAGCCUUGCUGCAUUGAAUUUCAGACCAUCAAAAAGAGAUGUUUCCUUGUGUGGGAAAUAAAGCAACAUUCCUCUUGGUGUUCACUCGCAACUUUAUCCAUAUGUUUUUUGGGUAACUUCUGCAAUUCUCUCUCUCUUUUUAACACAAAUCCUUUGUUUUUGAAGAUAGAUCCAAUCUUCUCAUCUUCAGCUUUCUUGUGCGAAGGUUCUUUCCAUUUCUCCGUCUGCACUUUAAACACCCUUUUACAUUUGCCUUCUAGCCUUGGUGUGCUCUUUAAAGAAGUACAAAGGGUCAUGUAAGUAUUUUCAUCCUUGCAUUGCUUUUUAUGCUUUGUGUGAGCACAGCAAAUUGUGCUAUGAGACUUUUGUGCAUCUGGAGUCCAGGUUUAGCAUGUGACAUACAUGAAUAUUUACCAUAUUUUAUUUAGAUUGGUCUUUAGUUACAAUGUAUGAAAUGUAUGAAG
Hibiscus syriacus is the source of this 1298-nucleotide messenger RNA. RefSeq lists its product as uncharacterized. NCBI's taxonomy places the organism in Eukaryota, Viridiplantae, Streptophyta, Magnoliopsida, Malvales, Malvaceae. Bases 359 to 895 code for a protein of 178 amino acids. The record is from RefSeq and is a predicted model, not a curated record. The transcript has 2 exons.